UCUCAUCUGCUGCCUCCAACCCACCUAGGACCCCACAGAGCCCUUGGGCGGUAAGACCUGCUGCUCUUCAUUGGGCCACCACCCCUCAUGGGACCAGUCCCCCACCGUCAUAUCUUUAAAAAAAGAAUAACAUUGAUAUGUGACUUGGCCACAUGCCCUCCCACCUGGGCGCAGGCCAGCUGAGGACACAUGAAACCCUGUACUCUGGAACAAAGUAUCUACCUGCUUCUGAGCAUUGACCUCUACGGACACCAGCGGCUUUGGUGUUCCUCUCCACGUCCCCUUCUGCUAAUCUGGAAGACAGAGAGCUUUAGCAAGUCUGUCUCUGGCCCCUAUGGACAUUGAUUUACAGAAAUAAAUAGUGCUGGAGCCUUGCCUUUUAUUCGGCUCAGGUUACUGAGGAAGGAAAAACAAGAGUCAGAAUUGUCGGGCUGUGGACAUCAUGGAUCUCAACCAUAAUCGUUCAGUGAAGCUGAAUGAUGGAAACUUGAUGCCAGUGCUUGGAUUUGGCACGUUUGCUCCAGAUGAGAUUCCAAAGAGCAAGGCUAAUGAGGCUACCAAAAUAGCCAUUGAUGUAGGUUUCCGUCACAUAGAUGCUGCAUACUUAUACCAGAAUGAGGAAGAAGUUGGACAGGCCCUCAGAGACAAGAUGGCUGAUGGAACUGUGAAGAGAGAGGAUUUAUUCUACACCACCAAGAUUUGGGCGACUUUCCUUAGACCAGAGUUGGUUCGUCAGUGCCUGGAGAGAUCACUGAAGAAACUUGGGCUGGAUUAUGUAGAUCUCUGCAUUAUUCAUGUACCGAUUGCUAUGAAGCCUGGAGAGGAACUUCUGCCAAAGGAUGCCAAGGGAGAAAUUAUUUUAGAUGUAGUGGACAUUCGUGAUACAUGGGAGGCACUGGAGAAGUGUAAAGACUUAGGUUUAACCAAGUCCAUCGGGGUGUCCAAUUUCAACCACAAACAGCUGGAAAUGAUUCUGAACAAACCAGGGCUAAAGUACAAGCCCACUUGCAACCAGGUAGAAUGUCACCCAUAUCUCAACCAGAGCAAACUCCUGGAGUUCUGCAAGUCCAGAGAUAUUGUUCUAGUUGCCUACAGUGCCCUGGGAUCCAGCAGAGACCCAACCUGGGUAAGCAGUGAUAGCCCAUACCUCCUGGAGGAACCUAUCUUAAAGACCAUUGCCAAGAAACACAACAGAACUCCAGGCCAGGUUGCCCUGCGCUACCAGCUACAGAGGGGUGUGGUGGUUUUGGCCAAGAGCUUCAAUGAGAAGAGAAUCAAAGAGAACUUUGAGGUGUUUGAUUUUGAAUUGACCGCAGAGGACAUGAAAGUUAUUGAUGGCCUCAACAGAAAUUAUAGAUAUGAUAGUAUGCCAUUUGGAUCACCCUUACUAUCCAUUUUUAGAAGAAUAUUGAGCAUGAGCUGUUAAACAUUACAGAGACUCUCCUCCCUCCAAACAAUAUGUAUCUGUAUUUGGUGGAGUGGUUGAGAAGCAGGAUUCCUGCUCCAUGUGCUUGUCAAAUGUUACAAAAAUCUCAAGUGUUUUUUUCCCGAUGAUUAAAAAAAAUAACAAACAAAUUACAGAGAAUUUAUUAAACAAAAAGAAAUAUUUGAUGUAUCUUUCUUGAUUUUUAUGUAAUUUCAUGACUGCAUUGUUAUUUACAAAAUUAGAAUCAAUUUCAACACAUGGAUCAUAUACUUUUAAAUGUAUUUUUUUCAAAUUAUUAAACUAUAAUCAAGAAUUUUAGAGCGCUUAUGGUUGUAAAGAAUAGGUCUCACUAACAUUUGAUUUCUUAGUUAUCAAAGCAGGUUUGAGAGUGGGAUGCAUUACUUUCUUUUAUUCCCUAACAAAAUUUUGUUGAUUAUCUUUUUUCUCUCCCAGGCAUUGCUUUAUAAUAAAUUAGGAAAAUUUAUACUAAGUUUACAUAUAAAUAUUUUAAGUGAGGAGUUUUGUUGAGAUAAAUGGAGUAGAGGAAGACAAGGGAGAGAGAGAGAAGGAGAGAUAGAGAGAUAAAUAGAUAGAAAGAACAUUUUGAGUAUAAACGUCUACUGGAAAAAGUAGGCUACUAACAAAUUAAAACCUGAAGUAUUCAGUGAGAAAUGGGGAGGAGGUGGACUGGCGAAGGCUCAGCAGCUAAGAGGGUUUACUGUUCUUGCGAUGUGCUUCACAGCACACAUGUUGGCACUGCACAAUUGCAUGUAACUCUGCCUCCAGGACACCUAAGUUCAUCUUUUGGCCUCUUUGGGCACACAUAUUCAUGUGCACUUACC
Microtus ochrogaster (prairie vole) is the source of this 2268-nucleotide messenger RNA. RefSeq names its product dihydrodiol dehydrogenase 3-like. Bases 443 to 1426 code for a protein of 327 amino acids. Gene Ontology annotation, molecular function: oxidoreductase activity. The transcript has 11 exons. NCBI's taxonomy places the organism in Eukaryota, Metazoa, Chordata, Mammalia, Rodentia, Cricetidae. The record is from RefSeq and is a predicted model, not a curated record.